AUGUCCGGUGGUAAAGGUAAAGCUGGUUCUACUGAAAAGGCCUCCACAACCAGAUCAGCCAAGGCUGGUUUGAUUUUCCCAGUCGGUAGAGUUCACAGAUUGUUAAGAAAGGGUAACUACGCUCAAAGAGUUGGUUCUGGUGCUCCAGUUUACUUGACUUCUGUUUUAGAAUAUUUAACUGCUGAAAUCUUGGAAUUGGCCGGUAACGCUGCUAGAGACAACAAGAAGUCUAGAAUUAUCCCAAGACACUUGCAAUUGGCCAUCAGAAAUGAUGAGGAAUUAAACAAAUUGUUGGGUCAUGUUACUAUUGCCCAAGGUGGUGUUUUGCCAGCCAUUCACCCUACCUUAUUGCCAGCCAAGAAGGCCAAGCCUUCUCAAGAAUUAUAA
This is a messenger RNA of Lizanozyma spartinae, 387 nucleotides long. RefSeq names its product histone H2A (gene HTA2). The coding region runs from base 1 to 387 and encodes 128 amino acids. Gene Ontology annotation, molecular function: protein heterodimerization activity; DNA binding; structural constituent of chromatin. The transcript has a single exon. The record is from RefSeq and is a predicted model, not a curated record. Lineage: Eukaryota; Fungi; Ascomycota; Pichiomycetes; Serinales; Debaryomycetaceae. Gene Ontology annotation, cellular component: nucleosome.